Messenger RNA from Rhopalosiphum maidis (corn leaf aphid), 2089 nucleotides. RefSeq names its product serine protease easter-like. NCBI's taxonomy places the organism in Eukaryota, Metazoa, Arthropoda, Insecta, Hemiptera, Aphididae. The coding region runs from base 207 to 1982 and encodes 591 amino acids. The transcript has 6 exons. The record is from RefSeq and is a predicted model, not a curated record. Gene Ontology annotation, molecular function: serine-type endopeptidase activity. Gene Ontology annotation, biological process: proteolysis.
UUGAGCUUAUUGUUGAUACGGAAACUCAAAUCGCAACAAGUAGUUAGGAAUUUUAUGUGCAUAAAUAGGAUUUUUAUACAAUUGUUAUAAAUAGUAUUAUUUAUUAGGUGAAUACAAACCACAUAUUGCAGAUAAUUUUAAUUUUUGUGACAUUAUCAGACUAUAAUAGAUACAUUCAAUUUUUUAUUUAAUAAUUUGCAUUAACUAUGAAUUACAUCAUGCAUAUUUUUGGUUUGAUUUUUUUUACUGGAAUGGUUUCAUCAACAAAAAUCGUACCAGUAGUUAUUACACAAACGAUCGGUUUCUUGGCAUUUGAAUUGCAUUCCGCAUCGGGACUCAAGUCAACGAAUAUUUUGGAGACUUCAACUCUAACAGAUGAAAAUGAUGAUGACGAUUGUAUUUGCACACCUUAUUAUAAGUGUAAAACUUAUAAACCGGCUGCUGAUGGUUAUGAGCUUAUAGAUAUAAGAAUAAACAUGGCUCCAUGUCAAAGUUAUCUUGACGUUUGUUGUAAUGAUACAAAAAUAACUUCAACCGAAAACUAUGAGUCAAAUAAUCCAGAUACUACUAAAAGUGGCUGUCAUUGCCCUAGUCCCGAAGAUUAUAGUAAAGAACCCGAUAUUGACCAAAUAGAUGUUACUAAAAAUCCGUCAUAUGGCACAAAAGAAGAUUAUACUAAAGAAUCAUCUGUUGGUUACAAUGAAGAUCAUACUAAAGAAUCAUCUGUUGGCUACAAUGAAGAUCAUACUAAAGAAUCAUCUGUUGGCCACAAUGAAGAUCAUACUAAAGAAUCAUCUGUUGGCUACAAUGAAGAUCAUACUAAAGAAUCAUCUGUUGGCUACAAUGGAGAUCAUACUAAAGAACCAUCUGUUGACCACAAUGAAGAUCAUACUAAAAACCCAUAUGACAUUCCAACAGAUAAAUAUACUAAGACCUCAGAAGGCCCUAAAGAAGAAUAUACUACGAAGCCAUUAAACAGUUAUACAGUAGAUUACACUACAGAAUCGUUUGUAGAUCAUUCGAAUGGGGUGACAGACAAAUCGAUUACUUCUGAAUUUACCAUUUCAACCGAACCCGAUAACACCUCUAAUAAUCAUCACGAAAAACAUAAAUGUGGUACUUGGAAUAAAUAUGGAGCUGGUUUUAGAAUUGGAAAUGCGCUUGAUAGCGAAGCACAGUUUGGUGAAUUCCCCUCAAUGGUGGCUAUAUUCAAAGAAGAAUUGGCAAAAGACGGCGAAAAAAAACUUGUCUUGAAUUGCGGAGGUUCGUUAAUCGAAAAAGACGUAAUUUUAACAGCCGCUCAUUGUGUGAUAAAGAGCGAUAUUUCAGCUAUGGUUGUUCGUGCAGGUGAAUGGGAUUUAAAAACAGAAAAAGAACUGCUUAAUCACCAAGAUCGUAGAGUAUCAAAAAUUGUUACUCAUCCUGAUUAUUAUGCAGGAGGACUUUAUAAUGACGUGGCUUUAAUUUUUAUCAAAGAUGCAUUUUCUUUACAAGAUAAUAUCCAACUUAUAUGCUUACCUACACCAAAUGAUAUUUUUAUAAAUGACAUGUGUUAUUCGAGCGGUUGGGGUAAAACUGUUUCUUACAAUAACUAUACUAUUUUUAAGAAGACAGAAUCAGGAAAAAUCAAAGAAUCAGGUCAAUACCAAGUCAGUAUAUUGAAAAAGGUUGAACUUCCAAUUGUUCCUCGAAGUCAAUGCAUGGACGCUCUCAGGUCCACUAGACUUGGACCCAAAUUUGUAUUGCACGACAGUUUUAUAUGUGCCGGUGGUAAAGAAGGGAAGGACACAUGUAAAGGUGAUGGCGGCAGUCCAUUAAUGUGUCCAUAUCAAGAUGAUCCCAAUCAUUUAGUUCAAGUUGGAAUUGUAGCUUGGGGUAUCAAUUGCGGUUUGGCAGAUAUACCCGCGGCUUAUGUUAACGUGGCCGGUUUCACGUACUGGAUUAAAAACGAAAUAGAAAAAAGAGGAAAUGAAUAUUUAUAAAUACAGAUGGCGUGUAUGGAUUUUAUUUAAGAUAUAUACAUACAUAAAUACAUGUACACAUAUUAUAUACAAAUAUGUUCAAAUAAAAACUUCUAUGAAAAAUAUAU